Messenger RNA from Anthostomella pinea, 1782 nucleotides. NCBI's taxonomy places the organism in Eukaryota, Fungi, Ascomycota, Sordariomycetes, Xylariales, Xylariaceae. The record is from the annotation of a GenBank genome assembly.
AUGGCGACGCCGCUGAACCGAAAGAGACAGCGCGCAGACGAUGGCAACGGCGCGCAAGGCGGCCAUCCGUGCAAGAAGAUCAAGUCGGGAAGAAGCCACCACCGUGUUUCUAACUUCUCACCGGAAUUCUGGGAUAACCUGUCCAAGGUCUGGCUGACGCCGCGCGCCCUGCGUGAACUCGACCGGCGAAACAGCAUUCGACCGCCCAUGACGACAGUAACACCAGAAGAGGUAUAUUCAAAGGACCUCGCCAGAUUUGCGAGGCACGGUGGUCCCGAUCUUCGACAUCUUCGAGGGUGCCCCGAACCCAGCCUCGAUAUGAUGGCUUCCAGCCGCUCUUCGCGAUACUCCGGAUCCAGCCGAAAUACCCGGACUACCAAUGCAACGAGCUUUUCCCCGAGCAGCAGGAAAUUGUCGGCAUCCUCCCGUGGGCCCGAAUUCGAACAGCACUUACAAGAUUAUGGCAUAUACCUGGCAGGGUAUGAUCAUCCAGAUGACCGUGAAACUCCGGAGCCUAGCAACUUGGGCGAAAUCCAUUGGGAUUUGUUAGCCACCAGAGCCUCCCUAUCACCAUCUCACUUUCCGGACUCGGCCUUCCGGGAUUUCAGCCGGAAGAAUACAAGGGUUGUGCUCGAAAGUGAUGUGAUGGAUGAAAUAGUGCCAAUACUGUGCGGCAAUGCCGUUAUUCCCUCAAAGAAGAACGUAGUGUUUACCGAGCUUGAACCUAUCACGGAUGGGACAGCAUCCAGGCCUCAGCCUGAUUUCUUUGAUGGUUCUCAUCUGCGCGACAUUGACAACACAGUCAGAAAGGAUGAAUCAUUAUAUCCGCUGAUUAUUCCCACGAAGCACCCAACUGUUCCAGUGGCACCGAAUUUCUUCCUGGAAGCUAAGCGUCAGGAUGGAAGUGCAGCUGUCAUGAAGCGGCAGGCCUGUUAUGACGGAGCGUAUGGAGCUCGCGCCAUGCACGGACUGCAGAACUACGGCAGCAGCAAGCCGGUCUAUGAUAACAACGCUUACUCGUUGAGCUCAACUUAUCAUGCCGGAACGGGCACACUUCAGCUGUAUGCACACCACCCAACAGCGCCGACCGCUCCAGGGGACCGGCCCGAGUACCACAUGACUCAAGUCAAGGCCUUUGCAAUGACGAGUGACCGGAACACCUUUGUUGACGGGGCCACCGCAUUCAGGAAUGCGAGGGACAUGGCAAGCGGGUACCGUAAUGAAUUCAUUGCGACUGCUAACAGCCGAGUGGUCCAGACUCAUCUACUUGCACAAAACGACGCAAGUCCAGCCAUAGCCAACGCUGCGUACACAUCUCAAACCGCUCAUGACGACCUUCAGCAAGACAUUUUCAAUCAGAGCAUUGAUUUCAACGCUCUUCCACCAUAUCUCAAUACGGAUGACGACUCCCAGUAUCCCAUUCAGGAGCCUGCAGCACUAGAUGGCGAUCCGUCCACAAGUUUUAUAACGAGCUUUACUUCUGAUUUUAGCAGCACAGGUCCCACCUCGAAGCGCCCGAGGCAGUCGUACAGUCCGCCAUCUAGUGUUGCUGAGACAUCCUCAGCUAAAAGUCGAUCGCGUCCUAGCACAAGAUCACAAACGAAGUCUCACUGGGUAGAGACAUACCGACGAAAUGGGAAACUCUGCUUUAACAAUUUACAUGAUCAAGAAAUUGAGACUAGGUCAAGGGAGUGGAAGGAGCAGGAUGCUGACGGUACUUCAUGUUUCUACUGGAAAAGCCCCAAGUCUGGUCGGGUAUUUUGGACAUCCAAGUUGGCGUAG